Messenger RNA from Pomacea canaliculata, 6809 nucleotides. RefSeq lists its product as uncharacterized. The coding region runs from base 1648 to 4941 and encodes 1097 amino acids. The transcript is spliced from 6 exons. Lineage: Eukaryota; Metazoa; Mollusca; Gastropoda; Architaenioglossa; Ampullariidae. The record is from RefSeq and is a predicted model, not a curated record.
UCGACCGAGACUAGCGCGGGGCAGCUCGUUCUGUCUGCAGCGCGUGGCCAGACUGCAGCCUGCGAGGUCUGGCGAGGCAGCAGACGACAAUAUUGGUUGCUUCACAGGCAAAACAUUUUUUUUAAAAGAACAAAAAUCGACUUGUUGCAGCCGAACAGCGCGAGAAACGUGCGAUGCGGCACAAACUCCCGCGCGGCCGAGCAAACGACAGUCACGUGGCCUUGUGUGUCGUCUGCUGGAAUCACGACUGAGACACGUAAUCAAAGGCGACACCCCGUGUUGUGUGUUCGGGGUGGAUAAAGUGACUCCAUGUGCACAUUUGACCCUUGAAAGUUGAGAUACACGAUCAGUUGACACUGUCUCCUUGGAUUUCAAAGCUCGAGCACCGGCCUGGUGGUCAUGCACAGCACAAACAAACACGUGCCCUGGGAGCCAUGCUUCUCCACUGGCUUCCACAGAACUGUUUAUGCCGCGGGCUGAUGAAAAGCUUGGUGGAUAUACAAUGAGAAAAGGCCCAACAUCCGAUGCUGGUUAACCCUAAGUUGCUGCACACUGUUAUUGUUUCCAAACCCACAUCAUCUAACUCGCAAUUUUUAUUUUGGUUCAGCAAGACGGGGAGAAUCGACUCCAUGCCAGUACCUUGUGCCGUAUCUCGAUGCUUGCAUUGAUGUCCGGGUGUUUCCAUCUGACUGAACACUACACACCCCGUCCAGCACCUUGAUCGUCUUAUGAUCUGCUAGAACCGUCUUCUGGAAGAUUCCCCGUCUUGCUACGAGACUGACCAAUCGCUCAGCAAUCAUAGCAAGACCGUUGCCAAGGGUGACGGAUAUUGAAGACACCAUAUGAGUGGGAAGUGUCUUGUGAUUUUCUGUGCAAGCGACAACCACUGUUGUUUCCUGGAUUUGUUUAUGUGAGAUUUAUCUCUUAGGUGAGAGUAUUUUCCUUAAAACUGGAGGCACUCCAUUCGUCUGUGUAUAAUCAAGAGAUGUGAGUGUCAUUCUAUUCGUGUCGCUGUCAGUGUGGAUACAUUUCAAAAGGAACGGACUAUAACGGUUUGAAAACUUUGAUCGUCUGAUCAGAGCAAAAGAUGCGAGGCCUUGAUAAGUGACCUCGGUGGCAAACACAUGCCCUCUGCAGCUGAUUCCCGCAGCUGGCGAAAACUCGUUUUAAGGCGCCACUUCGUCUCGUAGGGGUGGAACUGAAGCUGAGAAAAUUCUUCUGCGGGGAAACCUUAUCUUCGACGCUACAGUUGUACAUUAACAUCGUGACUGGUGAAAAGAAAACAAAAUGUCAUGCUUCCUAAAAAACCACGACUCGCAUUUGAAGUCCGAAUAGUGAUUAAGUGGUGUCUGCUACACUCACCUUUCACUUAAGAUAGUCAGUGGGGAGAGAAGAAGAAAUGGAUUGUGUGCCCUUCAUUGGUUUUUAUCUCAGCACCUAGAGCAUUAUUGACUGUUCAUCAAUCAACAGCGCACUCUCUCUCUCUCUGCGCGUUACAUUUGGGAGGCUUAACUACCGCAUAUACCCAAAGAUCGAUUAAAACCUGCAAUGCAAAAACGCUUAAUUCUUCUGAAAGCAAUAAGCUGAACUUGUGAGCUUUUCGCUGGAAUAUUUUUUUUAAUCUGCUGUUAACCUGCAGAUAUCAGAAUGCAUACCGCGAGAUCAUGGCGCCCUCUGCUGGGAGUGCUGGUGAUGGUUGUGACCAUUCACGGACAGGACGAUGAUGCUGGCGACUUCCGGCUCGCCCUGAGAAACACUGACGUGCACCAGCACGCUUCAAAGGCCGAAGAUGCCGAGAGGCUACAGCACGCUAGCUCGUCAGCCACUAAUUUCAUCAGCGGUUUAUCAGGUUCACGCUUCCAGCAAGUACCCAACCACAAGACUCGUUUAGUCGUGCCCGGGCAAAUCGAUAACGGUCGACCAAACCUACCAACACUCGUGAGGGGAAAUGCACCUCCUUGGCUAAAAUUAUCCUCCGGAAACGUGGCAGGCCGUGACGAUGUCGGUGGUUUUACUGUCCGAGAAAAGCCAGAUUCCGAGACGCUGCUUUCUUUUCACUCCCACCGGGGAGACAAACAUGGAGCUAGUAUGGAGAAAAUGCCGAAGGCAAAAAGGCAGUGGAAUUUCCUCACUAGUUUUCACUCUGAAGGAAGCAGUCCAGUAGACCGCAAAUUAGAGCUGACAGAAACGGUUUCUGGUCCACCAUUUCGAUCGAUAGUUCCAGAAGUAAUGGGGUUUUCCGACCUUAAGGGGGACAACUCGGCGAUCAAGCAGUCUUUAUACUUAACUCUUCUGGGAGAAAUUGCUAGUCACACGUCAAAUUUAGGCAAAAGGGGGUUACGAAGAGGGCAGAUAGAAGAUAUGGCGGCCGGAACCCGGAAGAUCACGAGGUUUACUGGGAGACACGGCUCAGCUCAAACGAAAAGAACAAAGACAGAAGCUAUGUUACACACUAGUAAUUAUUCAGUCAGUCUGUCCUCGCGGGGUCAUGUCCGGUCCUAUAAGGACCUCAAGGUGAUCGAAGCCGACAAACCUUCAAGAAGGUUUAAACAUUCUGGGGAACGAAAAAGACGUGAGGUUGACCCUGAAGCCGAGGCUGAGCAGACCAGUCCUCAGUCCAGCACUGUGAAUGAAAACGUUACUGUUAAAGAGUUUCUAUUCUGGACAUCAGAAGGGGGUUCAGUUAAUGCGAGUGGAGUGCAAAUGGUGUACGACGAGGAGCCAGCGCCUAGUGAGGAUGAUUAUGAUCAGAACGUGGACUGGACGCCGGAGACCACAAGCCCGGGCAUAACUAGUGCAUCGGAUGAAGCGCACCAUUCAUCAGCCACAAUGUCAGCAAUCAAGUCAACCACGGAUACGGCAGGAUACAAACCGACCACAGAUACAACCGCAUAUGCCUCGAGCACAGAGUCCUCAACCUUUCCCGAGACGGUGGAUGACAGGCGUGAGGCUUACACGUCGACAAACUCAAGUGCAGAGCCCGCAAUAGUUACGGGAUUGACAGAAACAGUCGAAACUUCUUCUAGUCACGCAGAUCCCUCCGGAGAUGUUAUCGAUAAAGAAAAAACAACCACUUACACAGAAAGCGAUGUUGUACCGGAAUUUGGAGUUACUGACGUCGUAGACAAGUCAUUCGCCACAGUAGUUUACGAAUCACAAAGCACGGUCACGCAAUCGACUUCUGUGUCGGAAGGACAGACAGGAUGGGUCUCAAACGAUGUAAGUGUUGUUGUAGAACUCGACUCGAAGCAAUCGACGACUGGCUCGGUUGAACUUGACCAAACCAGCGUCACAGGCUCCUCAUCGCACGGACCAGCUGAUGAAGUGAGACUCAUUAACAACAACGGCUCUUUAGUGACCCGUGAAUCUGGGGAAAAGUUGGCAUUCACUUCCUCCGCCAGCUACCUUAUUAAUGUCACACAGGAAACCCCGACCUAUCCGAAUAACACCCACGGAACCAGCCAUUCUAAUGAGGUUAUUAUAGCAACGACCUUGCCAUCCUUCCGGUCUGAUCAAGACGAAAGUAAAGUGUCUACAGCAUUGCCUUCUAGCAACACUCAGACAACGGUGGAGGAUACUUCCCAGGAUUCGUUGGCUUCGAGCCCGUUGAGCACGCUAGAAGUUUCUGAUCCUACAAGCACUUUCAGAUCGGCUUUUAUUUUACCAGAAGGAAUCGAGGUAGAAUAUUCUACCCCAGAGGAUGCAGACUUUGUAACAGGCUACACGUCGACGAUUGGCAUGCUUUCCUCUUCUCACCGGAUGGAGACGUCCCAGGAUUACUUCCCUGAACAGACGGGUGAAACUAAAGACAAACCGAAAGUACCUCCAGAACCAAGGACCUCGAAAGGGGGCGAUGGGGUUGAUAACGGUGAGCAGACAGAGCCCGCUUCGGAGCCAGACUUUGACUGGGAGGCGGCAAAGGCAGACUGGGGCUACUUCUGGCACCUGCAUCUGUACGUACUGGGGGCGCUGUUUGGAUUGCUGGGGUUCUUCGCUCUCCUCUGCAUCAUCAGCACCUGGCGCGUGCGACUUCUCUUGCCUCGCCCUUACUUCGUCACCUUGAACCUACUGGUGCUGCUGCUGUGUGUCAGCCGCGCGUGCUACCUGCUGGUAGAUGGAUACAACUCGCAGGGCACAUUGUAUGUCGCCUUGGAUCACUUUCUCUAUCUUAUCAGCUUCCCUUGCCUGACAUCGGCCUUCAGCGUGCAGGUGUUUGCACUGCUGCAAGCCACCACCUUGCAACUUUUGCCGCCGGCCAUACAAAAGAUGGGCUUGCUGCUGACGAUAGUGGUCCUCCAUUGCGGCCUGGCCAUCAGCACUGCUGUGGUGCUGAGCACCGUCCCGGGCAUGGCAAUUCUGCUUCUCGUCUGUCAGCUCUUUUUCGUCGUCUGGGGCCUCUUCCUCUUCUCUGGCUACAUCAUCAUUUUCCGACGACUUCACGCGCAAGCGCUGAAGCGGCAGAAGAACCUGGGCAAGCAGAUGCCCAGCUACCACAGCGGCGCCACCGUCACCCUGGAAGUGGACACUCGCAAGUUCAUGCUUAGCGGCGCUGUCAAGGUGACGCUUGGCGCAGCUAUCGCUGGUCUCCUCGUCGUAGGCUUGGAGAUUUACGGCAUCGUCUUCAUCUACCAGAUCUUCUCGCUCGCCAGACGGCAGCACUGGCCAUGGUGGAUCUACCACACCUUGCUAAGGUGUGCCGAAGUCCUGAUGGCCGGCUUGCUGUGCUAUGUCGCUUCACAUCCUUUCCGUCAGCGACGCGAAGGUCGCUGCUGCUGUCCCGUACUCUGCGCGCCUUGCAUCGAACUCUGCUGCUGCUGCUGCGUCGGUUCCGGACGCUUCAGGUCGUCACUCCAACAACGAAGAUGUGGGUUGGCCCGAUGGCGACAGCUGCCUCCUGAAGAUCCGCCGGCCAGCGUGGCGACAACGAUUAUAGCCUGUUAAGGGCCGGGAUGGAAGGAACAAUGGUUGGGCGAGAGAAACACGAAACUGGGGGGACACCUCAACGAUCGCGCCCAAGACGCGUAUCUGCUUCAGCGACAAAGACCACGUGAUGCCUUUCGUGACGUCACAGCAUGGGCUUGAGACGGGAGACGCGGAACUCGUAAAUUACUUGCCAGUGACGGAACGGGAGGGGCGCUAUUACUCGGGGUCCCGGCUCUUGCCCUACGCUGACGAUUAUCUCGACGAGGGCUACAACAACGACAGCUCAGUGUUUUCUUCCACCCACUGUCAGGAGAUCGGACUCGAAAGCUUUUCUGCUCACAACGGCGUGCUCAACACCGCCUUCCACCCUACCGCCGAGGACGGCGACGAUGAUGAUCUGGUGCCGCCGUCGUCGGCUUUGCUAAGCAAAUCCCGCAAGAGCAGCCUGGCCAGUAGUGAGUUUUUUCAUCCGCCUUCCUCCCUCUCCAUCGCUGGUAGCUUCGCCUCGGAACUGGACAAAGCCUUCAGGAGUAUGCGGGAAGAGUCCUUGCUAGCCGACCUAGAACCCGUAGGGGAUGGUGUCGGAGUAGGCGAGGGCACAACCACGACCAACCUGGCCCAAUUUCUUCCCGACCCUGUGGAUCUGUCGAGGUUUUCCCGGGGGCAGCCUUCUGUUGUUGAGAGUGCUUCUUCCUCCCACCCAGACAACACGCCGAUGGAGAGGUUUCUUCUGGACCAGCAGGUGGGCGAGUGCCCAGUCGGAAGACCCAUGCGCCGCUCGCGUUCAGCCAUGGGUCGGCUCCUGGAGGGAAGCAGCAGUAGUGUCGGGCCUUCGGACGUGGAGCCCUGGGACCAGAAACUGUUCCGUUCUAAAAGUGACAGCAUCGGCGUCGUCUGCAUUAAACAGGUAGACGGUGACCACUACAUGUCUAUGCUAGACGUCGAGAGAAACCAGCAGCCUGUAACAUCACGCCCCGAGGACUGUGAGCGCUGGCUGAAGCGUGACGCUGAUGAAGCACGCCAGAACCCUUCGGUAGGUGGCGUAGCGAUGGACAGGGCACUGGCGGGGAGGAGUGAGGUGGAGGACUACGGCGCCAACGGCUCGACUGAGCAGGAACUGUUUGACCCCACGUCUCAUUUUAACAACCAAGAGAUGGGCAGAUCACUUCUGACGCCCAUUGACUACCACUCGGACGAUAUUGAAGUGUGAGGUUGGCGGGGUGGCUUCCCCUUCACCAUUUCUUCUUUACAGCAUUCCGCACUCUUCGGGGCCAACGAGAUCGCGAAAUCAGCAGUGGUCAAAGGCCGUGGAGAGGGUCAGUUCACAGGGUUGUAAGAAAGUGUCUUCCUACCCUGCUAUGGCUCGUAUCCUGAUAUAUCCUAUCCCCGAACAGUCUUUCGUGACAUACAAUACGAUAGUAUGUGAUGGCGGAGUGUCUUCAUCGCCCUUUUCGCACUGUGAUCAUAACAUUGACAAUGAACAUGGCGGUGUGUGGGAGAGCGGAUGUGUUCUUGAAAGCCCAUCGCUGACAUUGAAGCAGGAGAGUCUUUUGUCCUUCUAAAUGGGACGGCAUCAGAGUAUGGCAGGCAUGGCGGGCAUUUCAUACGAGCUUUGUUUUCGCAAGAUGUUGCAUGUAAAAGCUGUAUACAAUGCUGGCCAAUUUGCGGAGAAAAAAACCUCAUCGCUUCACAGGAUGGGAUAUGCUGAAAAUAGUCGUCUGAGCUCUUUGAAUGACUAGAUUCUUGAUCACAUUUUGAAAAGAAAAACAGUAUUACAUGUACUCACUAAAUAUCUUUGCCAUGUUAACAUUAUGUCACUGAUACGUGAGCCAAUGGUGUGCUGCUCGAUGAGAGUAGGAAACACCCAAUAAAGUUCGUGAACAGUG